AUGACUUUCGACUUGAUUACAACUUUUACAGCUUUGAAAAAAGAAAACGCUUCAAUUCAAAUACAAGGCCGAAUUAAUAUCGCCGCUUUUCACGACACUUUGAACAGCCUUGAUCGUUCAUCAACUUUCUUGGUCUCUGAAAGCGCUUUGAAAUGGGGUAGAACAGCAGAAGAGAGUCGAGAUUCGUACAAUUUCUUGUAUCUUUCUCUUUCUUACGAUUUGAACAUUGAGGGUGUAAAAAAAGCUCACGAAAUCAACAGCAAGCAUAAUGUUCAUCUUUAUAUGCUUAAAGUUGCCAACGAACGAUUGAAAACUCCGUAG
Molecule: messenger RNA, 321 nt
Organism: Clunio marinus
Lineage: Eukaryota; Metazoa; Arthropoda; Insecta; Diptera; Chironomidae
Source: the annotation of a GenBank genome assembly